AUGCAGUCACAGCCUACAAACGCGACCCAAGCCAAAGACAGGCACUACAUGCAAUUGUCGCACAGCCUGACGCGUCUCUCGCAGUCUAUCGGACACACGGCCGAGCUGUGCGCGUCGCUGACGCUCAACCUCGACGCAAUGCGCACUUUGGCUGCCUCGCAUGCUGCACAGUUCAUGACCGUCGCAGCUGAGCUGAACGCUGACCCAGAGGGCACGGACGGUGAGCUGCCGCAUGGCACUCCCCAAGGCGAAUCACAGUGCAUAUAUCCUCACGCGACCAUAGCAGUACCCCCGCCUCCACUGUUCGCUCACCGCUCUUCCUACCAGUGA
Messenger RNA from Sparassis crispa, 330 nucleotides. RefSeq lists its product as hypothetical. The record is from RefSeq and is a predicted model, not a curated record. Bases 1 to 330 code for a protein of 109 amino acids. Lineage: Eukaryota; Fungi; Basidiomycota; Agaricomycetes; Polyporales; Sparassidaceae. The transcript has 3 exons.